UCGUCAUUGUCGUUAUUCUUAUCUUAUAUAUCUUUUUUGCAUGAUUUGGAUUUUUAGCUUUUCGGUCUUGAUUCUUAAAAUUAAAAUUUUCUUAUUGUGAAACAAUUUGGAAUAAGAUGUCAGAAUUCUUACCAGAAGAACUCAUGUCUUUAAUCUCUUAAUUUCCCUGAAAAUCCCCAUGAUUUUCCUGCAAAGUCACCGUCUUAUGUCUCGAGGAGGAGCGUGUUUACUUCGUCUGGUUCUUCUUCUCUACGAGAGACAUUUAUGGGUUAUUCAGAGAUGGAUAAGGACAAAACCCCAAACCAUGGUGCAGGCCGUCCACCCCCUUCAGGCAUCUACCACGGGUUUUCUCCUCCUGGAAGCUCUUUUAAUGUAAAGCCUCAUCCUUUAGCUUCCUCUUCAUUCCAUCAAAUGGCGCCUGGUGGUAAUUCUGAUUUUGAUCGGUUAAGUCAUGAUAUUAGUGGAAUGCUCGACAACCCACUUGAGAAUUUGGGUCAUCGUCGUGCACAUUCAGAGAUACUCAGUCUCCCCGAUGAUCUUGGCUUCGAUAGUGGUCUUGGUGUAGUAGGCGGUGCUGAGCCCUUGUUGUCAGAUGAGACAGAGGAGGACUGGUUGUCCACGUUUCUUGACAUGGACACGGUCAAUUCAUCAUGUUUUACUUCUGGAAUUCAAAUAGGUGAAUCACCAGCUGCAGCAACAGGGCAGGUGCCACCUGUUGGAGCUGGAACUUCUUCAAUGGAGGCCUUUGCUGGUGGGUCUUGUGAAGGACCUAGAGUUAGGCACCAGCAUAGCCAAUCAAUGGAUGGAUCAAUGACAAUAAAGCCGAAGAUGCUCAUUUCCGGAUCAGAGGAACCUGCUGUGUUUGAGACUAGGAAAUUCCUGUCAGCAGAAAAGCUUGCUGAGCUUGCUCUUAUAGAUCCCAAACGUGCAAAGAGGAUUUCGGCAAAUCGGCAAUCAGCUGCAAGGUCGAAAGAAAGGAAAACACGUCACAUAGUUGAGCUUGAAAGGAAAUUGGAUACACUGCAAACAAAAGCAACCUCAUUAACGACUCAAUUGACUUUGUUGCAGAGAGAUACAAAUGGUUUAACUUCUGAAAUUGGUGAGCUAAAAUUGCGCCUGGAAACAAUGGAGCAGCAGGAGCACUUGCAUGAUGAAUUGAACGAUGCCCUGAAAGAAGAAAUGCAGCAUCUGAAGUUACUGACUGGCCAAGCUAUGGCAAACUUUGACUCAUAUGGAGCUGAUCAGCAAUUCCAUCCCAACAAGAAUGCUAUGCAUACUCUUUUAACCACAGACCAGCUUCAACAGCUUAAACUUCGUCCUCAAAAGCAGCAACAUCAACUUCAGCUUCUUCAGCCGUAUCAAAUGCAUCAGCUGCAGCAACAACAGAAAGCUGGGAACGUGAAAGUGAAAGGAUCCACACCUCCUCCAGGCCAGAAAGACAAAACAUCUGAUGCUUGAUUCUCCAGCCACAAAAAACUGAUAAAACAACUGGCCACCGUACCCCUGGUAUCAAGGGGUGACUUCUGUUCAAAAUCGCCGUUAGAAAUAUGGAAUUGCAUAGGACAUCUUUGCCUUUAUUAUAUUCCCCUAAACUUUUUUCUCUAUCAUUAUGUUUAGACUAUCUAUAUUACCUUUAUUUAUAUGCAGUUCCAUCUUUUAUUUUUUUUAAUUUUAUAGCUUUCCUGGUACUAAUGGUGACAUAGCACCUUUAUUGCAGUCCGUUAUGGUAUGUCUAUAUAACCUUUAUAUGA
Molecule: messenger RNA, 1751 nt
Organism: Tripterygium wilfordii
Lineage: Eukaryota; Viridiplantae; Streptophyta; Magnoliopsida; Celastrales; Celastraceae
Product: probable transcription factor PosF21
Exons: 5
Coding region: 265-1458 (397 amino acids)
Biological process (GO): regulation of DNA-templated transcription
Cellular component (GO): nucleus
Molecular function (GO): DNA-binding transcription factor activity
Source: RefSeq, a predicted model, not a curated record